Carassius gibelio (silver crucian carp) is the source of this 4227-nucleotide messenger RNA. Its product is annotated as tumor necrosis factor alpha-induced protein 2-like. The transcript has 13 exons. The record is from RefSeq and is a predicted model, not a curated record. The coding region runs from base 191 to 2773 and encodes 860 amino acids. Gene Ontology annotation, molecular function: SNARE binding. Gene Ontology annotation, biological process: exocyst localization; exocytosis. Gene Ontology annotation, cellular component: exocyst. Lineage: Eukaryota; Metazoa; Chordata; Actinopteri; Cypriniformes; Cyprinidae.
UCAGACGUGCUUUCAGUUGGACGACAGCACAUGUAGAGUUAGUUACUCUCUGAGUUGGACUCUGACAGUGACAAAUUAAGACACAAACAUAUACACAGAUACCAAACCUCUGGGAUGUCCCUGCUCUGAGACGUUUAGGGAUUUACCAUCGCUUCACUGCCAAACAAGCAUAUAUCCUCCCAGCGAAACCAUGCCUGUCCUUAAGAACCUCCCGUCUCGGCUGAAGGGAGGCAGGUUUAGCGUGGACUUGUCGACUACACGUAGUGAGUACAUUCUCAGAAAAAUGAGUCUUAACCUCAAUCCAUUUGAGGAGCCUGGCUCUGACGAGGACUGGCCCAGAAGCAACGGAGGCUCACUUCUGGAUGGGCAUGUGCCCCGGGACAGAAACCCGUUUGAGGAUGAGGAGGAUGAAAAUGAGGCUAAUGAGGUGCGCCGUGGAGGAUCAGGGAAGGGAGGAUCCAUCAAAGGCACCCUGGAACGCAUGAAAGGGGUCUCUCCUCUCAAGACGCUAGGAAAACUGGGCAAGAACUUACGCAUGUCUAGCAGGAGCAAGGGAAAGGACGCCCCCUCCCCACAGGGCUCUAUAGGUUCAGCCUCACCCAUGCAGAGGAAGAAGAAGGGCCGACGGAGCUCAGAAGGGAGCUUGCUACGAAUGGCGGGAAAGUGCAAGGAUAGCUUGACUAAUGGUGACCUGUGCUCAGAAACGGAUGCUGACUCCACCAGUCGCCGACUCUCCUUCCUGAAGAUGGUGGGCAAGGGCAAGAUGAAGAGGGAGUCCAUGCAGGACCAUUCAUCUCAGGGGCCCGAGGAGGAGCCGGUGGAGGAGGUGCCUGAGGUCAAACCCAGGGAGCCACUUUCAGUAUUGGAGAUCCUGCAGUUGGUGACGAAGAGAGACUUGUUUUUGGCCGACACUCACAUUCUGGAGCUGGAGCAGGAGUGUAGGGAGGCCGAAUCCCCGACGGCAGGGGGGACGGAGGAUUUCAGCAGCCCCAGCAGCAAAGACAGCAGUCGGCGCAAAGCCAAAGAUGUGGAGCUGCUGUACGAGGCCCUGCAGAAAGAGCUGUGGGACGUGGUGAGGGAGUCUCUGCGUAGCCCCACCGCCGGACCCAACCUGGGCCUGGUGGUGCAGGUGCUCCAGCAGGAGGAGCAAGCCGAUCGGGACUGGGCUCAGAGUGAAGGAGCCGCUCCAGGAGGCCCACGGCCGAGGGAGUUCAAGAAGCGCUGGAGGGAAGCGGUGGUCGAGUUGGCUGAUGCAAACUUACCCCAGCAUGCAGAAGCACGGGCGGGCGAGCUCGCGGCCUACCUGGAUAAACUAAGAGUGCGUAUGGUGGAGGACCUCGGAGCGGCUCGGCGUAACGUGGUGUCUGUUUAUCCCGUGGAAUAUGACUCCUUCCAAGUGUACACACAGAGCUACCAUCAGGCUGUUACCCGUCGUCUCCAGUCUAUCACUAAUGGGGAUCUGCAGAUCACUGAUAUAUACUCGUUGCUAGACUGGCUCUACAACAUUUACAAAAGAGAUGUCCUUGGAACAGUCACCAUAACAACACCCAUUAACCUCUCGCAGCUCGGCCCACUGCUGCCGGCCGAGACGGUGGAAAAACUCCAGCUUGACUGCCUCAACUCAGUCAGGGGGAAAGUGACCAAUGAGCUGUCUCAGGUUUUGGAGGAGGAGGAAAAGAGAUGGCUGGACACCCUGAACAUCGAGGAGUAUCAGUUACCUCUGGCUCACACUGUUAUUCAGAGGCUUAAAGAAGACCUUGAGAAAUCUGCAGCCGUAAACAGCGAUUUGGGUUCACGUGUUGCUCAAUGCAGUCUCAACGGAUUGGCAGAUUUCCUGUACAGUUUUCAGAGAAAGGUGGAGAUGUUUCAUGAGAUGCUCGUAAACAACUGUGAGAUAAAUGAAGACGGUUACAUCGCUAAAACCAUCGCUCUUGUCAACUGCUGUCCAACAUUCAGGAGCUUUGUGGAGCGUUGUGGCCAGUGUGACCCCUUGACCAGCGAGGACUCGAUUCGUAGAGCCAACACAGCUCUGGACAGGAUAGUCAGCUUGAGUGUGCGAGUGCUGAACGACAGACUUUUUGAACAUAUCAGGCCCUUAUUUGAUAAGCUGAUUAAACGAAAAUGGCUGAGCAACACUGAGCCUUAUGAGCAAAUCGAGGCGCUCAUAAAAGAGCACUUUAAGAAGUUUCGCAGGAUGGACAAUCCACCUUAUGAGGUCCUGGUUGGGGAGGUGCACCGGCGUGUGAUGACCGAAUAUGUGCGGGCCAUCAUGAGGGGAAGAAUCAUCUGCACAUCGCUCAAAAUGAGGAAGAGGAUGGCUGGACGCCUUCGUGAUGAAGGAAAGCACCUAAAAACACUCUUCAAUGAGCUGGAAUCCUCCGCCUCAUGGCUCGACAGUGCUAUUCCUCACUUAUCUGAGAUCAUUCUUUUGGAAGACACUCCCUCCAUCCAAAUGGAAGUUGGCGUCCUGGUACGGGAAUUCCCUGACAUACGGAGGAAGCAUGUUUCCGCCAUACUCAAUAUCCGUGGGAUGACCCGACAAACAGAAAGGCAGGAGAUCUUGAAUAUAGUGAAAGACAUCGAGAACAGCGACAGCGUCAUGCGGGUGUCCCGGGACAGGGCUCUCUUUGCUGAGGUGCCGGUGACAUCAGAAGUACACUGUCUAAAUGUAGGCCUGAGCCGUGUAGCCCUCACCGCCUCGUCCCUCUUCUCCAGCAUGCGGUUCCGGCGCAGAAGGACACCAGCAAGGGAAAACCAGGAUGACGUGCUGUAAUCCAUCUUAAAUGGAUGCUGGAGUCACCCAGCACUCAUAGAGCACUGGAGCCCAUCAGCACAGCAAGUGUUUGCAUGCGCCAUUGUCAUAUCGUAAGGACAUCUUACAGAUGCACAGGAUUGCAGGUUCUCUGAGAAAACUGAAAAAUUACACUACAGUUGGCAUCACCACAACUGUUUUUGCACAACUAACAUUGCAAAGGCUUGUGUGAAAUACAGUGGCACCAAAAGUGUUUUGGCACUUUUAAAAAUGUAUGAUCGUCAAACCAAAUGCCAUUUAUUAUAGAAAAAAAAAAUGUUAAACACUUUUUUUUUUUAAAUGUAGUUUGUAAGUGAUCAAUAACAUUUUGUAGUUGUAAAAUGUUAGUGCAACAUGUUCUUAAAUAUCACAACAAAUUGUCUCAGGAACCAUUGGUUAAGAGUCAAAAAGAGUGAAAAUGUCUAGCCUCAUUUCAUUCCUAAUACAAUGAAACUCAUACAUUCUGCGUAUCUAAAAAUGUCCAAAUAAUCUUUGGGGCCACUAUAUGUUUUUCUUUUCUCUAUUUGAUGUAUGUUAUUGUCUGAAUAUAUAGUAUGAAAUGUCUUUAUGGAUCUUAAAUUCCAGGGGUCUGAGUGUGUAUUGUAAAAAAUAUAUAUAUAUAACUACUGAUCAAAAUACUGCUUGGUUUUGGCAAUUAUUAGUUGUUGUUUUUUUAAUAAUCAAUGCAUUUAUCAUUGUGACUUUUGUGAUCUUAAUUGAUAGUUAUGAAAUUGUUUUUUUUGUGUUUUUUUUUUGCACAUGACUGAAGACUGAUUUUAAGGUACUAUGCAGUUGCAGUUAUCUUUAAUCUUUCGAUUAUUUUUAUCAUAUUUAAAUGGAUAAUUUUGUGGUCCAGUCAUCUAUUAUUUUCUCAUGAAAGAUAAAUGUAUUUUGUUUGAGAUCAGAUUUACCUGUGAAAGAAAUCAAGAGGGACUAUUUAUGUAUUGCAAGACUUAUUUAUUGCACCUGUAAUUUCAUUAAUCUGUAAUAAAUACUGAAAAAACAACAACAAUGGGAAACAAAUAACUACAACCAAAAAAAUUAAUUAAUUAAUGAUUGUAUCACUUUAGAGACACUGCGCUCAAUGCAUACAGACAUAGAAGCUUUUUGUGUGUUUACCUUUCAUACUGAUGGACAGAACUUUUCAAACAACAUUUAUGGAUUCUACAUUUACUCCGCCAUUACUCGUCUAGGAUUUUUUUUUUAUUAUUAUUAUUAUUCAACUUGUCUUUUCAUCAUAUUUGAUAAGUCUGUAUAUGUUGCUGUGUGAGCACCAUGGAAAGAAAAUUUCAGUAAACUUUAUAGGGUACUCUGCAUGUUGCUACAUAUGAAAGACUUAAGACUUUGACGUAAACUGAUACUUUGGUUGGAGGAAGAAAAAUAUUUUACAAUGUACACAUAUUAAAUCACAAAUGAAUAAAUGACAGAGGAUCAGA